AUGACACCGCCUCCACAGCGCCGCCGCCAUGACGCGGUCGCCUCAGCGCCGCCAUGUCGCGACAGCCUCAGCGCCCCUCAGAGGCGGAGCGCGGCCUGCGGCCCGGCUCUUAUGGCGGGGGACGGAGCUCCGGGCGAGGACGUGGUUCGCUACCGCCUCUUCGCGGUGGGAUCUGGAGGCGAGGAGCUGCUGCGGGGCUGCGCCCGGGACAUCGCGGAGCGCCUGGCGCCGCUGCUGGCCGCCUACAUCUGGCAGCGGCAGCCGUUCCGCCUGCGCUAUGUGCCGCCGCGGGGCGACACGCCGGAGCACCUGGGCGGCAGCACGCUGUUCGGGGAUAACGUGGAGGACGAGUGGUUCGUCGUGUACCUGCUGCGGGAGAUCACCAGGGCGUUCCCGCUGCUGGCGGCCAGGGUCGACGACAACGACGGGGAGUUCCUGCUGAUAGAGGCGGCCGAGUUCCUCCCCAAGUGGCUCAGUCCUGAGAACAGCGACAACAGGGUGUUUUUUUAUAAAGGAGAACUGCACAUCAUUCCGCUGUCAGAGACUCAAAAGCAGGAGGACUGUGAGCCAUCUGCUGCCAGCCCAACAAUCUCGCAGGCAUUAAGGCUGUUGUCCACCCGGUCGGAGGAGUUCCUGGCUGCAGAACCCAUUCGAGCAGCGGUGUAUAAACGCAUCAGUGGGUAUCCAGAGAAAAUUCAGGCCUCGUUCCACCGAGCCCACUGCUACCUUCCGGCAGGCAUCGUGGCAGUGCUGAAGCAGCGCCCUUCGCUGGUGGCUGCAGCAGUCCAGGCCUUUUACCUGCGGGAUCCCGUAGAUUUACGAGCAUGUCGCACUUUUCAAACUUUCCCUCCAGAGCAGCGUGUGAUGACCACAGUUACAUUCACCAAGUGUUUAUAUGCGCAACUUGUGCAGCAGAAGUUUGUCCCAGACAGACGCAGUGGAUACACCCUGCCCCUCCCAUCUCACCCUCAGUACAAAGCCUAUGAGCUGGGCAUGAAACUGGCUCAUGGCUUUGAAAUUCUGUGCUCCAAGUCCAGUAAAGCAUCUCCUGAUUCCAAGAGAAAUGAGUGUAGCGGUCCUGUUUGGGAGAGAUUCCUCAACGGCCUGAAGGAGAAGGAUUAUUUCAAGGGAGAAAUGGAAGGCUCUGCAAAGUACAUGGAGCUGUUGCGUAUGGCAGAAGAUUACUUCCAGCAAUCUGUUACUAAGGCAGAAAGCUGCGUUGAAGUGAGCCCAGGUGAUGAAACCUUGUCAUUGCUACAGACAACAACCUUUGAUGUGAAGGAAUUUGAGAGAGAAGCAGCUUGCCUUCCUUUGGAGGAUGAUGACAGUUGGCUGGAGAUUUCUCCAGAUGAUCUAGAUAAGAUGCUGAAGGAGGCAACAAAUGAGUUCCAUCCUUCCUCAGAUGAUGAUGAAGAAGAGCAGAAAUAUGACUUGGAAACAGUUGCUGAAAGUAUGAAGGCUUUUGUGUCCAAGGUGUCAACGCACGAAGGAGCAGAAAUGCCAUGGUCAUCUGAUGAGGCCCACGUUACCUUUGAUGUAGAUUCUUUUACAAAGGCGUUAGACAGAAUUUUAGGGGCGGACUCGGAAGAGCUGGAUUCUGAUGACCUGGAUGAAGAGGAGGACUUUAACUUCUCAGAUGAGGAUGAUGAAGACUUAGAUGCUGAAAAUCAAAGGCAAGAGCAGAAGGUAUUGCCUAAUGAGCUUAUAGGCAGUCUCAAGUCAUAUAUGGAUGAGAUGGACCGUGAACUGGCACACACCAAUGUUGGGAGAAGUUUCACCACCCAAAAGAAAGGGGCAAGCUCUGCUAAAGCAACUACAUCUCAAGAUGCUGGCCCCGAUUCGGAAGCUGAAGAUGCUGAGUUGACACCAGUUGAUGUGGAUAUGAACCUAGUAGCUAACCUGCUUGAAUCCUAUAGUGCUCAAGCUGGACUGGCAGGACCCACCUCCAACAUCUUACAGAGCAUGGGGGUAUAUUUACCUGAGAAUGCAGAUCAGAUCAGUUUUAAUAAGGGAGCAACAGAAUAAGAGACUGUCUUCAUUCAGAAGACAUGGCUGAUUGGGGAAGGAAGCACAGAAAGAGUAGCAGUAUUUGGAAGAAGAGACAAAAGGUUUGAAUUGAAAGCAUUUUAUGCGUUAGUUAUGUGUGGCUUUAAAGAUGCAAAGUGAAUUUACCUGGAAAAGCUGUCUAUUUGAAUACUGCCAUGGGCAGGAUUAGGAUUUUUCCAGUGCUGAUAAGUUUUCAGAAAACUGCAAGAUGAUGUGACUUGAAUGAAACUCUUACUACAAAAGCCAUCUUUAAAGUUGACAUUCCAAUUUGCUGUACUUCUAAAAUGUCCUUUGCCCAGUAUGAGGUGGUUUCAGUAUCUGGAAAGCAGUUCAUGUUCUGGAAGUGCUGUUGCGUAUAGAGGGAGACAGAGAAAUACCAUGGGAUAGAAACAGUGUUCUCUUACAGAUUUGGGGACACUGAUUAAAUAAAUGUUCAGCAGACACUGAACAUUGUGGCUUUUCCAAAAGUACAAAUGCUUCAAUGUAAGAACUUCUGAUAAUUGCUGUAAGAAUGUUUUUUUUAUUAAUUAGGAGUAUUUGAAGGGUAAUUGAAUAUGUAAAUACUUCUAUAAGUAUUUUUUGAAUUUAUUUAAAUAAAAACAGAAGUGCAACUUGGA
This is a messenger RNA of Cygnus olor (mute swan), 2663 nucleotides long. RefSeq names its product ecdysoneless cell cycle regulator (gene ECD). The record is from RefSeq and is a predicted model, not a curated record. NCBI's taxonomy places the organism in Eukaryota, Metazoa, Chordata, Aves, Anseriformes, Anatidae. The coding region runs from base 1 to 2025 and encodes 674 amino acids. The transcript has 13 exons. Gene Ontology annotation, cellular component: nucleus.